UUAGGUUGAUGUGUCGGCGUCCGCCGGCCUGGCGGCGCGAUAAGCCUUUGGGUUGGAGGCUGGCCCUCCGCGUCCUUGUGUAGACCCCUACACACGGGCAGCGCGAGGCGAGGCGAGGGCAGUGUGAUCACGUUGACGUAGCCUGGUUCGCCGCCAUUGCUGCAUGGCAGUAAUUGUUCCCAAACUUUCGAGAUUUAAUCCAAAAUGGCUGAAGGCAACGGGGACAUAUGUGGAGACGUCGAGCUUAAAGUUGAAAGAACAGAAGACUUUCAAAAACUGUUAACUAGCGGUUUAGAUGAAAAAGUAGCCGCAAAGUUGGAUGAUAUCUACAAGACUGGCAAACUCUCGCAUGUUGAUUUAGAUGAAAGAGCUUUAGACGCCCUGAAAGAGUUUCCAGUUGAUGGAGCUCUCAAUGUGCUAACAGAAUUCCUUAAUUCUAAUUUGGAGCAUGUAUCCAAUAAGUCAGCUUUCCUCUGUGGAGUCAUGAAAACGUACCGUGCCAAAAACCGAGCUGGACAGGCUGCAGCUCCACCUGCAACACCAUCUAGUGCUGUAAAAGCUCCUGAUGAAGAAAAGAUUAAGGCAAUUUUGGAUAGAACUGGCUAUUCACUAGACGUAACAACAGGUCAACGGAAAUAUGGCGGCCCUCCACCAGACUGGAAGGGUCCUGCUCCAGGCAAUGGCUGUGAGGUCUUCUGUGGAAAAAUUCCCAAGGACAUGUAUGAGGACGAACUUAUUCCACUUUUUGAGAAAUGUGGAACAAUUUGGGAUCUCCGACUGAUGAUGGAUCCUAUGUCUGGUCAAAACAGAGGUUAUGCCUUUGUCACAUUCACCACAAAAGAUGCAGCACAGCAGGCUGUGCGAGAGCUUGAUAAUUAUGAAAUCAAACCCGGCAAGAGUCUGAAAGUAAACAUUAGUGUUCCAAAUCUGCGACUUUUUGUGGGCAACAUUCCAAAAUCAAAAGGCAAAGACGAGAUUCUGGAGGAGUUCAAUAAAUCAACAGCUGGCCUUACUCAAGUCAUCAUAUACAGUUCUCCUGAUGAUAAGAAAAAGAACAGGGGCUUCUGUUUUUUGGAGUAUGAUACUCAUAAAGCUGCUUCCCUUGCCAAGCGAAGGCUUGGCACAGGGCGCAUCAAAGUAUGGGGCUGUGACAUAAUUGUGGACUGGGCUGAUCCUCAAGAAGAACCUGAUGAAAGUACCAUGUCAAAGGUUAAAGUUCUUUAUGUUAGAAACCUUACCCAAGAUUGUUCAGAAGAAAAAAUGAAGGAAUCUUUUGAACAAUUUGGCAAAGUGGAAAGAGUAAAAAAAAUUAAAGACUAUGCCUUUGUUCACUUUGAAGAACGUGAUAGCGCUGUAAAGGCCAUGAAAGAGUUGAAUGGAAAGGACAUUGUUGGUGGUGGAUCUGUUAUUGAAGUGUCCUUGGCUAAACCACCAUCAGACAAGAAAAAGAAAGAAGAAAUGUUGCGUAAUCGGGAGCGAAGGAUGAUGCAAAUGAUGCAAGUUAGAGGAGGCAUGAUGCCUACCCCAAUUCCAAUGCGAGGACCUGGGGGCUCGGGACCUAGGAAUAGUGCUGCUAUGCGAGGACCUAUGGGCAGAGGAGAUUAUGAUUAUGAUUACGAGUAUUUCGGUUAUGGGGAUUACCGAGGCGGCUACAGUGAUCCUUAUUACGAUGACUUUUACCGCUAUGAGGAUUACUAUUUCGAUUAUCCGCCAGCUCCACCUGCCAGAGGACGGGCGAGGCAACCUCAGCCGGCUGGGCGUGGCCGUGGGGCAACAGCGGGAGCGGGCCGUGGUCGGGGCGGUGGUCAGGCAGCGGCGCAGGGUCGUGGGGGUCCGGGGGCCCGGGGGGGGCGCCCGCCCCAGGGCGCAGCUCCAGGGGCCCGUGGGGGAGCGCGGUCGGGGGGCACCGCUCGUGGGCAAGCCCGCGGCAAGGGAAGUUUGUCAGGUGAGGAUGGCAAACGCAAGUUUGAUGGAAGUCACCAGAACCAGGGGGAAACUAAGCGUCGUUACCAGAAUACAUGGAGCAAUUCUCCAAACUCCCACCAGCACCUCAAUAAUGCCUAUGGUGUAGGCAUGAAUGGAGGUGGCUUUGGGGGUAGUGCGGAACCUCAGUUUUUCCAAGACACCUACACACCUUGGAGUUAAACUGUCUGAUGUGGACUGCAUUAGUGGAAUAUGACUGUGACUGUUGCCUAUUGGAAGGCCGUCCAUUGACUUGCUUACUAUCCGUGAAACGGAGCUAAGUCAGUAAAUGUUAUAUGUGUGCGAGCAUUUGAGGCUCUUGAAAUACAAGGAUCACUGUUAAGGAGUGUGGUCUAAGAGUGAUGUACAGACUUUUUUUUUAUUGUUAAUGGUGGUUGUUGAAAUGGAAGCUAGAAAGGGAGGGCCCCUCUUCAAUCAAGAUUACCAUUUGGCCCUGGCUUUUUAGUUUCCAUUGGAUAGUUAUUAUCAAGAAAGCUUUCAUUGUCGAUUGUUGCUCAUUAUUUAAAACCUUGAACAUCUCCUCGUACCAUGUGUUUUGACUGAUAUAAAUGGCAGAGAGAGCUGCAAAUGCCAUAGGAAUCCGAAAUGAACUAUCAAUCAAUCUGUCACCUCUGUAAGGAAACCACACAGGUCUCAUGUAUGUGCAUGUCUGGUCUAUUUUGGCUUCUGACUUAACUACAAUGCUUGCCUCAUAUUAUAGCAUGAGACCUUUUUAUUUUUCAUUAAAGCAUGUCUUAACUGGUGUCACCUUUCACUCAAACCUCCCUCUAGUUCUGGAGACAACAAAUGCUUUGAGGGACUGUUCAAUCAUUGGGAAAGUCUCUUGCAAUCUUGAACAUUGCAGCUGUUUUUUGUCUUUAAAUCUUUGAAUCCUUUAUUUUCAUAGAUACUUAAUUGAAAGAAUGUUAAUGGAUCAUGUGGUGAUGUAAGACAGGUUGUCAAGUGCCUGUUAAAAGAAAAGAACUUGUUUGUUACUUUCUUUUUGUAUGUUUACUUUUAUUGCCACAAAUGUAUUUUUUUAUAAUGGAGGGUAUUAAAUUUCUUAUUAUGAAAUGGCAUGAUUUUGAAGGCCAUGUUAUCCUUUUAAGAUUGAUCCUUAAUCAGGGGACAAUACCAUUCAUGUGAUCACUGUUUGUACUCCUCAACAUCUGGAUCAAAUGUGGGAGUCUAUUUUGAAUGACAAAUGUUACUUGAUUAUGUUUGUAAGUUCAAUGACGAAUGUUGUUUGAUUAUGUUUGUAUGUCAUGCAAAGAGUAUAGACUUGUGUCACUAGGGGAUUGAAAAUUUAAAGAACAAAGCCUAUUUUCACAAGGAAACAGCUCUUUGCUUUUGUUAGUUUAGCACCUAAGUGUUGGAAAAAUACUUCUGUUUUUUUUUUUUUACAAAUUCUUUGCAACUUCUGCUUUUUUCCCUAUAUUUUUCCCUAUUAGUGUUUGAAAUUUUAGUGACUUUUGUCUGUUAGAUUGCUUUGCUUUUUCACUUUUAACCUGCCUUUCAAAGUGUUCUUGAUAUGAAUUAGUACUGUAGAAAAGAAAAUCUAAAUAUAUACAUUUUUUAAAAAGAAAAAAGAAUGAAUUGCUUGAUCCGUCUGUCAAGAUGUUGCCUUUGAAGGUCAGUAUAUGCAACUACUCAUAAGGUUUUAAAAUAAAAUCAAAAAGAUUCCUGUGGACAGUUUGGUGCUAAAAGUUUCCAAGCCCAUAAAUCAUCAAUAAAGUACAAAGCAGGAUGAA
This is a messenger RNA of Frankliniella occidentalis (western flower thrips), 3713 nucleotides long. RefSeq names its product heterogeneous nuclear ribonucleoprotein Q (gene Syp). Gene Ontology annotation, molecular function: mRNA binding. The transcript has 13 exons. Gene Ontology annotation, cellular component: ribonucleoprotein complex; nucleus. The coding region runs from base 205 to 2145 and encodes 646 amino acids. The record is from RefSeq and is a predicted model, not a curated record. NCBI's taxonomy places the organism in Eukaryota, Metazoa, Arthropoda, Insecta, Thysanoptera, Thripidae.